Culex pipiens pallens (northern house mosquito) is the source of this 9377-nucleotide messenger RNA. It is a transcript of the gene Atf3, whose product is annotated as activating transcription factor 3. Gene Ontology annotation, molecular function: DNA-binding transcription factor activity, RNA polymerase II-specific; RNA polymerase II cis-regulatory region sequence-specific DNA binding. Bases 1813 to 3615 code for a protein of 600 amino acids. The record is from RefSeq and is a predicted model, not a curated record. Lineage: Eukaryota; Metazoa; Arthropoda; Insecta; Diptera; Culicidae. The transcript has 4 exons. Gene Ontology annotation, biological process: regulation of transcription by RNA polymerase II. Gene Ontology annotation, cellular component: nucleus.
CUGUUUUCAGUUGAACAUCGCACUCGGACCGGGCCGCAUGCUCUCGAGCCGCCGCAAGUCGUUACCACUUUUGUUUGUUUAUAUUCCGGAUGUACACAAAGGCUGGGCUAGAACGGAACAUUAUCGGUACACGCCUAAUUUUGAAAAGAGGUCCAAACAGCGCAAAGUUCGGGAUAAAUAUGUCAAAUUCUGCUAAUCGGAGCAACCAACUGGUGAAGAAUACCCCUGUCCAAGCCAACUUUGAUCAAGAAAGCAAACACUUGACCGAUUACCGCGACUGGUGUGUAAUUAGACAUAGACUUGCGGCGUAGCAAUCCGUCGUCCUUGGGUGAAAGAAUAUUGUGGAUAUAACACGCGAGGGAUCAUAACACAUUACAAUACACCACACACACUCAACGGAUCCGCGCACACGCUGCAUGCGGCAAAGUGUAAACAUAAACAAAAGUGAUGCGUGCGGUGGUGGUACGGUCGUCAACUAAACGAAGCAACGCCGUCUAAUAAAUCUACGACUGUCAACGAAAAGUAAAAACAAUUUCAGUUAAUUUUUGCAUUUUUUUGUGUUGAUUUCGUCAAAGCAUUUCUUUUUUUUUUCACGACUUCACUGUGUCGAAAUUACGAGAGUGUUUAAAAGUGAAAAGUUAUUUGUCGAACUUUUAACAUUCUGUCACGAGUGAGAGGCGCCAGGCGCGAUCGUUACAUUUUUUUUCGGUGGUGUCCUCAAAACGAAAAAAAGAAGAAGAAGAAAUUUCAAAACCCGACUGUCAUUUGUGUAAUUGAAUCACGAAAGCGCAGAAAGAAGCGUGAUUUCGUGACACGAAGCACUUCUGGAAUACCAACAAACGCAAACCUUCGCCAAUCUAGUACCACGCACGCACGUGUGCGUGUGCACUGCAGUACUAGAAUCGCGGGACGCAGGCGCGUACGCUCGCUUUGUGCUUGUGAACGAAAAUCAGCUGGAGAUUCUGAGGGCGAAUCUCGGCACAUCCAUCCAGUUGGCACGGAGAAAGUGAGUUACCGAGAACGGCGAAAGGAUCGCAGCAGGCGCAGCGAGCUCGUUACAACCGGACUAACAGAUUUCGUAGUGUGCCCCCGUGAACGAAAACAAACAAACGAAUAAAUUAUUCCAAUAUCAUCAUCUCGUCGCCGGCGCCGAUAGUCUCUGCAGAGUUUCUGUGUUCUAACGAAAGUAAUAAUAAUUUAAAAAAGAGGAAGAAACCCCCGGCAGCAGCCACCCAAGAAGAGGAGAACCCGUCGGAAGAUUGCUGCCGAAAGCGUCAAGAGUCGUGUGUGUGUGUGAGUUUGUGCACACCUCCAUUAAACUUUGACCUUGCGCCUUAAGCGGCCAUCAUCAUACACACAGCCAUAGCCUACUACGCGAGUCGGUGUAGCACCAAAGGGCCCAGCCAGCAGUUGCAAUAUUGUGAUUUUUACUACAAGUAUAUUGGAAAAAAAGUAUAAAAAAAAUAUAUAUGUAUAUUUAAAGUUUCGUGUUUGAGAGCUGAUUUUUUAUAACCGUACGCUGUCAAAACGACUCGGCAAUCGUGAAUUCGAGGAGAGAGCGAGCCUUGUGGAAGAUUUCGAUCUGUGAUUAUUUUUUGUUAAUUUUAAAAUAUUGCUUUUAAUCAACGUGAAAGUAACGCCGUAUACUACCUUAAAAUAUACACACGUAGAGUGCAAAAGAAAGUGCAAGAAUAAGGAAAGAGAGUGAAGAAGAAAGAAGAGAGGAAGAGAAAAAAGUUAAUUCCCAUUUUUAUGAUUAUUGAAUAAAAAAAAUCUCGUGCAAAAGCGAAGCAAAAAGAAGUAGCAGCCACCAUGUUCAACUCCAACCUCAGCCUGACGGUGCCACCGAUGCUGGGUCUGGACAGUGGCGUCUGCACGACGCCCAGGACACCGGAAAUCCUCAACUCGUUGAUGGCCAUGACGAACCCGCUCGAGUACUCGUACCCGGUUGCGGCGGCACUUGCAAAUACCGGCACCACCUCUAUCUCAACAAGCACCACCACCAACAACAACAACAACAACUCAGUGUCACAGGCGUCACAAGAUAGUCAUUCCAACAGUUCCGGAUCGCCCCUGGACUCGCCCGCUGGCCAUGGCCGGACACCGAGCGUACAACAGACCCGCUCGCAACUGAUCAAGGCCGGCGUAAAGCUGCUAAUCCAGAGCAAGCGCAAGCACAGCGGCUGCGACUCCAGCGAUGGGAACGAAUCGACCACGAGUGGCUGUGGCGGCGGUGGCGGAGGUGGAGGCGGAAGUAGCCGGAGGAGUGCCGGAGGACCCCAGAGCAAGAAACGGCGCGACACGGACCUGGCGACGAGCGAUGACGACAUGGACACGCUGCGUACGACGAGUGCCUGCUCUUCGAACGGGGGACCGGGAAGUACGAGCAGUCCACGUGGGUUGACUCCGGAGGACGAGGAUCGUCGGCGGCGGCGCCGGGAGCGUAACAAGAUCGCUGCUACCAAGUGUCGGAUGAAGAAGCGUGAACGGACUGUUAAUCUGGUCAACGAGUCGGAAACGCUGGACGCGCAGAACAAGGAGCUCAAGUCGCAGGUCACGGAGCUGGAGAACCAACGGAGGAAAUUGAUGGAGGUGUUGCAGGCGCACAGCGGGUCUUGCGUUCACCAGAAGGGCUUCCAACCACUGCCGAGUCUGUCUACGAUCACCAACAACAACUGCAAGUUUUUGAACGACCUCAACUUUUUGGAUGCGAAUGGUAGUGAAAUCAAAUACUCCGAGUGUUUGAAGGCCGCGAGUGGUGAUGGACAGCAGGACAACGGGCUACCUCCAGGCUACUGCAAGCUAUCGCCAACGGACACGAGCUUCGGAACCCCGAGCGAUGUCAUGGAUGUGAACGGGUUCGCAAGUUCGCAAGCGCUGAAAUCGGAGUACAUUCCAAGCAAUCAACAGCAGCGGACGCGCCAAAAGCCCGGACCAAAGCCACGCCAGAAGGCAGUGAAGCGUUCGGCAGCGGCGACCAGUACAACGACCACCGUAACGGAAACCUUGAGUCAGACGUCGGCAAUCGUGGCGCAGCAGUCCCAGGGACCGCUGCCCAGCGCAGAUUUCAUCCUGAAAAAUGAACUCAUCGAUACCAGCAGCCCUUACACAACGGUCCAGUCGGCGGACCGGUUUCUGUUCGAGAACUCCCUGGACCUGUACAACAACAAUAACAACAACAACGACAGCAACACCCUGGACGGCCACCAGACCAACGACAGCGACAAGCUGACUUCGCUCGCCCUCAAGGACAACGCAUCGAACGUCCUGCUGGAGUUUAGCGCAAACUUCGACGCCACCAUGCUGAAGCCCGCGGACUACGGCAUGCUGAACCAGCAAAGCCAGCUCGUACAAAUGCAACAUCAUCAGCAACCGCCUUCCAACCAAUGUCACCUGCAGCAGCAGCAACAGCACAACCUGAUGAUGAACCAGCAGCAACACCAGGUCAUCAACCACCCACAACAGCAACAGCUGCUGUCCCACCAACUCAUGUCCCAGGUGCCGUCCCUGUCCAACGACUUCCUGAUCCUGCCCGAGCACGACGGCAGCGAGUUCACCGAUCUGGACUCGGGCAUCACGUCCUACACCAGCAUGAACGGCAGCUGCCUGGCGUGACCGCUGCUGCUCUAGGAUCUGUAGUGUGUUCGCGUCUAAUAUCUCUCUCUCUCGGCUUCUCGUCCUAAAACUUACGGAUUGUUCGUGCUUGUGACCGAUUUCCAGUGAUUUUUUUUAAAAACUUCAAGUUACCGCUAAUGUGUUAAGUUAUUAGUCAGUGCGCGUUCUACCUUCUUGUAAAGAAGAAGAUGCAGUUUAUUUCAGCUUAGCUGGAUUGUUGCCCCCACCCCCUCUCCCAUAUUUUUGUUUUUUAAUCGUUCGCAAUGAUUGAUGGUGCUCUCGUUGACUGUUCCUUUUGCGCACCAAUUCCAUCGUCAUUUUUUAAAUAAGAACCAAAAUCUGCUUCCCCAUCACAAAAUAUUGUUAUUUUUCCUCUCUUCCUAUAACACCUUCUCUCUCGAAAUGUAUGUUAAAAGUGACUGCAAAAAUGUGUGUGUGCGUCCGCGUGAGCGUGUAGGAGAAAGAGAAAGGUUUUGAUUUCUCAUCACUGUUUUUACUUUUAAAUACUACAAAGUUAUACACAGUUACAGAUAUAGUUUAGUCGUGCAAAAUGCAUUCCUUUUUCGAUUAUAAGUUUAUAGUCGCGUCACAUUUAACGCAUCUCGCCUCAUCUUUCUCUUUCUCGUAUAUCACUAUCGCCUCUCUCUCUCUCAAAACUAUUUAACAAAACAUAACACACACAUCAGCAUAUUGUGAUAUUCACGUGGUCUUGUUCACCGGUGGCGCUCGUGAGGUACACCAGCACUAGGGUGUAAUAAAUUCGUCGAUUUUCAAACGUAAUCAUCCUUCGACUUUCAAAAAAUUCCACGCCAUGACAGUACUCUUCAAUUUCAAUUUUUGCAGGUACUUUAUAAAAAUCGAAAAAGCUAAGAUGAGGACGAUAAGGGAAACAAAAUACGCCAGAGGUUUUUUUCUCGCCGAAUCUAAGCCAGAGUUCAGAAUAGCUCGAAAGAUCACAAUUUUUAACUAUGCCCGUUUGAAACAUUGACAUUCGAUAUUUCAGGAAAUGUUUGCGAGCUUGUUUCUAAACAGCAAAAGCAAAUUUAAAGAAGAAUGACCGUGUAAGAAAUUUUCUUUCAAUUAUCAAAAUAUACUUUUUUUGCGUUUAGUGUAAAAAUCGCACAGCCGGUUUACUAAAAUUCAAUAUUCUCCAAAGCACCUUGCAUGCAAGUUUUGUGUAAGAAAAUAUUAAUUUUCCAACAAAAAAAAACGUUGUCUUUCCGUUUAAACUGAACGAAACAUAGCUUGGUUAUUUUGGGAGAGUUGAGAAAAAUAUCUUACGUCUGCCUAUGUGGAUCAAUCGGACCGCGCACUGGACUCACAAUCCAGAGGUCGCCGGUUCGAAUCCCGAAGCGGACGCAAAAAAUUCUAUGUGUUAAUAUAGGUAUUCGGUGCCCUCUCCCCGUGCCAUACCUUCACACUUAGUAGACCCGGGAGGCGGAGUCUUGUCGUAAAAAGAACGAUACACGCCUGUGGAUCCGUUGACGAAACCGCAAGGUUUAAGAGGGCCACAUUAUAAGGUGUUACGUCGAUUCUGUUUUUCGAGAAAAAUAUCUUAAAGAUUGCAGCAAUCACUGUAAAAAGACUGGCUCACAAACAUUACUUUAUAUAGAAUUAUUCAGUAUUUCAAAAGUGCGUAAGUCAAAAUUAACAGAUUUGGCAAGACUUUUCUCUACAAAUCUGUCAUAACAAAUAUUUUUUCAAGAUCGAUCCACCUAUAAUGCCACACCCAAAGGAAAAAUAUAUCUAAAAAUCUGCAACAGUGGAUUUGCUGCAGAAAAUGUUAUAUUUUAUUACAUUUUUUGCAGCAAGCCCAUAGAUCAUUUUUGCCCGCGUGUAAACACGUCAGCGAUCUGCAGUUCUCACCAACACAUAUAAUGAUGGCGCGUCCCCGAGCAACACUCCAGAGAGAACAUUAUGUUUGCGCUCUGUCCCUCAUCAUUCAUCAAGCGUCCAUGGCGCGGUGGUAGCGUGUCGGAUCAGCAACCUAGAAGUUGAUGGUUCAAUCCUCGUUCUGUUAACAUUUUUUUUCUGCAUUACAAACAAUCUGCCGUCGGUAAUGUCGAUAAUUUUCGGUAACGGGCAAAAAUGUCAUACCCCUAUAUCGCAAAAAAUGCAUGAGGACAGUUUUCAUGCAGAUUCUGAUACUUUCAUGCCGCCAUGUAUCACAAUCAUGCGGCCGCCGGUUGGGUGCAGGUCAGUGCAAAAUCCGCACAAAAAAUCUAAAACCUUAAAUUGUUUAAAAAUGCUAUUUUACCGAGAGAAUAUUUUUAUUAAUACCGCAAUUCCAUUUGAAAAGAGCCUAAACCGAAAAAAAAGUUCUCCGAUCGGGCACAAAAUUUUUCGGGGGUUUCCUUAGUAAAAAAAACUAAGAUCCGUAUUUUUUUGUUUGGCCGUAAGGGUGACCUACACCGUGCUGGUGGUUCCAAAAACGGCCAUUUUCUUCAAUUUUAGCAAAAACCACAUUUUCAAAGAAUCAUAACUCCGUGCCAUUUCAACGUGAAUAAAUACCAUUUCCAUUGAAAGUUUAUGACCGAGCCACGUAGCCCAGUGGUAACGCUUCCGCCUCGUAAGCGGUAGAUCGGGGUUCGAAUCCCGGCUCGGACCAACACAACUGGUGAUCGUUUCCCUUCUGGAUUCGAUUGCUUAAUAAAGGGAAGGUAGUGUAUCGUCACAAACUUGACCUUACCAAGACACCUUAGGAAGACAACCUAUGGAAUGUUAACAUUAACCUUAACAUGUUAACAUUAAGUUGAAUAAUAAACUAUCAGUGAAUCCGCUUUGUAAAUGCCGGCCCCGAUACUCUUCACGGGUGUUCCCCUCAGGAACAGGGAGAGAUUUACUUAUUGAAAUUUUAUGCCUCCGCAAAAUUUUUUUAUUUGCAUUUGCAUGGAGAAGAAAUUUUUAAUUUAAAAAUUGAUUGCAUCAGUCGAUUAUACGUCCAAUUUUCUUCAAAAUGAGUCUAGGAUCAACCCUUAAAGAUUUGUUAUGCCCAAAAUUACGCAGUUUAAAAAUUGUUUUUUCUACAGUUUUCGCGAAAAAAAAAACCAAAUUUGGGUCGGGGCAAAAAAGUAAGGAGUUUUCCGAUUAAGAUGAAAAUCGGGAGCAAGCAAGUGAUUUUUCAAUUAUAUGCUGAAAUUUGGGCUAAAUACUUUGUUUUCAAUAUCCUUUCCAGAAAUAUUUCGUUUUUUUUAAUCGGAGCAUCUUAAAUUUUUGUUUACUAGGGCUCAAAUCUAGAGUUUUUUUUUAAUAUGUCCUAUAAACAUAUGAAAGACAAUAGUUUAUAGGACCUUUUCAAAAACAACUCUAGAAAUGUCAAAAAUGGAAUCGAAACAAAUGUAACAAUUUUACAAUAUCGCUUUUUUCAUGGAAACUUGCACAAAGUAAAUGUCAAAAAAUCACAAUUUUCAUGCGCCUGAUUUUGGCCCCACAAAAGGUGUCGAAAACUGUUUUCGUGGAUUUGGUACACCCUAAUACUACAAACUUUCAAAGGAUGGUCAAUUCAACUGACUUUGAAGGUUAAAUUCCUCGUUUUUCGGACCAUACGCGACCAUCGGUGAAUCUGUGGCACACUCAUUACCUUAUAAAAUUGCCAUUAACGCGUCUCAAAGGAGCCGACAACCUGUUCCUCUUUGGUACUAACUACAACACAAACACACCCCUUUUUCCUUGACUUAUUUAUGUUAUGAGGCAGAAGAGCCGACUUUAGCUAUGUAUUUAUAACAAAAAUCAAACUCAUCCCUCUGUUUUUUUCAUUAAGAACGAUUAACCUAUUAAUUUACGAUGACGAUCAUUAAUAAUUUUAAAACGCUUAAUCCCCGCUACUCUAAAACUGCAAAGCUUACUCGUAACUCUUUUUGGAAGAAAAUAAAGUUAUUAGUGUAUAAGGAAGGAAAGUUGCACAACAGAAGAAAAAACACACAAAAAUCCAGAAAAAUGUAUAUUAUUGUCUGCUCUAAGAAUAAUAUAUGUUUAAGUGAAUGUAUUUUUUAUAAAAACAAAAACAAAACAGAAACAUUAUAUAGUUUAGUUAGGUUGUAGCGUUAAAGAAGGAGGCUCUCCCCAACGGAAAAAAUAAGAAUUUCGCGCAAAGACACGUUUAACGCUAUAGUUCCAGUCGGAUUUGUUUGCUAAAAUGGAUUGUUAAAAGACGCUUUAAUCUGCACAACAGUUUUGUUAUUUUUCCGUUCGUUGGAGAUCCUCGUCCGAGCCGAUCGUGCGCUGGAAGACACAAACGCCCCAAAAUAUGACCAAUUAAAAUGCAAUCAAGCUUAACUGGUGUGACUUUGAUGGAUGGCUUAAAGAUAUUGAUGGAAGUAUAAACUAUUUAUUAAAGAAAAUCGCAUAACAAUCAGAGCAACACACAAAAACGAGACUAUUUACAAAGAAUCUUCAAAAAGUUGCGUGAAAUCGUGGUCCUUGAACCUCGGUACAACAAUCAUUGUGGGCGAUAAUCCGACAAACAUGGUUUCAGAUGUCGUCUUGAGAGAAGCAAUUAAUUAUUCUUUUCAAAAAUGGUCACAAAUAAUACUUCUUUUUCCCAUUGCAUUGUAACAAACCUAGUCAGAGAGUAGCAUUGACCAUCGCGCAAGACAAAUCAAAAUUACGCGCAUGUUGACAAUCCAUUAUCGCCCACUCAACUCCACAGCCAAGUGCAGAAAAAAAAACAUUUAAUUCACCCCACAAAACAAUGACAAAGUACGGAACAUUGCACUAAGCGCGCCGCACGCUCGCAUGACGGACGAACAAAAUAAAGAAAAAAAAAUACAGAUAAAAUGCCUUCCUAUUUUCAUUAAUAGGUUAAGAUGCAUGUUAGAAAAACCAACCAAGUUAUUCCUUAUACACGUAUACUGUUAGAUAUUUGAAGCAUCACAGCUUGAUCGAAAAUCGAAGCCUUAAUAUUAGAAGAAACAAAUGUUGUAGAGCUUGACCAAAAUUUCAAACGACAUUAGAAGCCUAUUUAAAAAAUAUACAAAGAAAAAAAAUGUUGUAGGACACCCUCUAAAGAGAACGGACCAACCCUGCAGAACAAAUAUUAGUUCCAUUUUGCCUGCGCGCCAAAAAGGAGAUUUUGAAUAUUUGCCUCGAUGUGGUUGAUUUGGUUCUUUUCGUAAAUUCCAUGAUUUACACAAACAAGCAAAAAAACUAAAACUUAGACAGCGUGUUAUCACAGUGCCAUCUAACUGAGCAGGCGGAUGAACUUUUAGGUCAAAAGUCAACGGCUGCUCGAUCAAUCGCAAUUUGAUUGGCGGAAGAGUCCCCAAAGCAUGGACCAACGGCUUUCAAAUUCAGCUUUUAACUUAUAAAACGAGAAAAAAAAACCAGACAACUCUACUUUGUACCUGUGUCGCGGCGUCGUCUUCUUCACACAAACAAACAUACACAAAAAAACACACAGACAACUAGACCAAUGAAUGACACUUUUACAACCUCUUCGUUUAGCUUUAAAGAAAUACAAACUAAACAUCGACCUGCAAAAAAACGCCGUUUUAAGAAAAAAUCAAAAAAACCUCGAUGGGCCUUACUUUGCUAGCAUUUUUUGUUCUUUUUCGGCAAUAAUUCUUACCAAUUCUAAUCGAGUUAAAGCUACGUGCGAAGCUAGAUUUUAUAUUUAAAACAGGUAGGAACGCUGAAGAAGUGAUGCGAGCAAAAUCAAUCUGCUGAAAAGUGCUAUAUUUACCACUAAUCAAAUCGAUAUUGUUGUAAGAAUUCAGAAACAAAAAGUGCAUUUGCCAGGCGGAUGCAAGUGAAGAAGCAAACUC